AAUAUGUGAUACCCGGGUGGCUUACGAUCAAAGCGCGCUGCUGCAGUGAAUGGUGGGUGGUUGACCGCCCUGGCAGCUUACCCUACGCCAAAGUUCCGGUGCAACUCUAGUCAAAGGAUAUUUUGUGCCAUGAAACUACCGUGGGUGGUCAGAGGCCACACACCACGCACCGGAUUCAUAACCUACAUACGGUUAGCACCUUGGCUGUUGCUGCUGCUGCUGCUGCUGUUACCGAGAGCGCACUGUGCACGGCAAUCUGUGCAAUCGACAAACGUCGCAAGUCACGGGGAUGUAUGCGAUUGGCGCGAGCUGUUCUUGCUCGCGUUCCAAUGUGAGCAGCGUCCAGUCGGGCCGGUUCUCUACCUGCUGUACGAUGUGAACCCGAGCGAAGGGUUCAACCUGCGCCGGGACGUGUACAUCCGGAUGGCGGUGCUGGUGAAGUACCUGCGGACACAGCCGGGCUACCGACGCACGCGGCUCGUGCUGCCACCGUGGUCCAACCUGGUACACUGGCGCAGCCAUACCAUCGACCAGAGCCAGCUGAUGUGGAGCCAGUUCUUCGAUCUGCCGAGCCUGAAGCUCUACACCGACGUGCUGGAUAUGGAUGAGUUUUUCAAGGCGUACAGGCGAGGGUACGGCCACGGGAACUCGGCGCUCGAUGUGGUCGAGGUAGACGAGGUGUACAAGCUGCGACACUUUGAUAAUAUGUUCGAGCAGGACGGUGCGUUCGUGGACAAGUUCGAGGAGCACGUGUGCCCAAAGAGCGAGGCAGCGGCGUGGCCGUACUUUUUCGGGUACGGCAACUUUACCGCGCGUGACGUCACCUGCCUGCACUUUCAGGGUAGCGCGCUGCUGCUUCAUCGGCUGCUGCGAGCGAAACGGCAACGGUCACCCGCGGGGGAACGGCGUGCCGCCCGCACCGUGCUCGUGCUGAAUGCGGAAAUUGUGCUGCACGACCUGUGGGGCAACGGUGACUACUGGGAGGCGCGCCGAUCAAUGCGCUUCGCCCGUCACCUGAUUGAGGUAGCGGAUCGUUUCCGAUUAUCCCAGCUUAACUCAACCGACGAGCAUGAGGGCACGGUGCGGCCAGCUCGCUGGACUGACGAGCACGGCGACGCUAACCGCGACGUUCGGGAGCGGCGAGUGGCGCAGGGUGGCCAGUAUCUGUGCGCCCAUCUGCGUCGAGCCGAUUUCCUGUACGGGCGCGACCGCACCACCCCCACCGUACAGUCGGCCGCCCUGCAGAUACGCGCUAAGCUGAUCGAGCUCGGCCUGCGCACCGUGUUCGUCGCGUCGGAUUGCUCACGGACCGAGUUCUACAAUCUGCGGAACUACCUGAAGCGGUUUCGGGUGGUACGCUUCGAGCCGGAAAGCUAUGAGCAGCGCACGGUGCUGAAGGACGGUGGCAUCGCGAUAAUCGAUCAGAUCGUCUGCUCGCACGCGUACUACUUCGUCGGCACGUACGAGUCCACCUUCACCUAUCGCAUCUACGAGGAGCGAGAAAUCCUCGGGUUUCCCACCGAGCGCACCUUCAACACGCUGUGCAAGAGCGAAAAGGACGUGGAGGAGGGCUGCGAGCAGAACGCAGUUUGGCCGAUCGUCUACUGACUGAAACAUAGGACGCUUCCGGUUCUUUUGGAUGACCGGGCAAGGAUCGGAAAAGCCAGCAACACAGCAAUACGUAGCCAAAGGUGAUCAAAACCUGCCCUGCCAAGAGCAGGGGAUUUCGGGAUUUUUUGCUCGUAAGGGUUUCUUGUUAACAGUGUAUGUUUUUAUUUUAUCUAAUCUUCUUAUUUUGUUGUUUGGUUUGGUUUCGCGCUCGGGAUUUCGAUUUCGAUUUCCCACGGAUAGGCGACCACUCGUUCCCCACCUCGCCCACUACCACGCUACCACGUUUGCAUUACUCUCUCCCCCACUCUCUUUCUCUGUCUAAAAAGAUCUGCAAUGUUUGGGGAGGUGGGGAGGUGGGGAGGGGGGCUUUCUUCUUUUAAGAAUAGUUUUAACACUGACACCACCAAUAAACGAUUCGUGAAUUACAUACAGAGCUUGUACAGUGUAUUGUGUCGUCUCGCAAUCCGCCCACGCAUUAUUCUCAUAUUCCUCUUCUUGCUGCCCCCGUCUUUUUGCUGUAGUAGUUCGUAGGUGUUACAUAUACAUAUAAGAAUAUAUUUUUAUAGAUAUAUCUACAUGUGUAUAUACAUAUACGUACUUACAUACGAAUGCAUACACAUAUAUAUAUACACAUAUGCAUAUCUAUGUGUAUAAGAGUGGACUUAAGUAUCGAAUAAUCGGUCCACCGGUUGCCGUAGGUUGCUUUCGUUUUAUUGCUAUUAGUUCCGAAACAACAACACAAAUUUCAACACUUACAUAGAGACUUAAAAGGUGCGCUAUGCUAUUAUUAUGUAUAUAUGUAUACAUGUAUACACAUAUGCACAUAUGUAGAUACAUAAGCAUGUAUGUGUAGGCAUACAUAUGUACAUACAUAUGUAAAUAUGUUUACAAAUGUAUACCGCUCGUUUCCUUGCAAUCGUUUCAAAAGGCGAAAGUUUGAAAGUUGAUUAACAGAGAGAGAACCCAUGAUAGCCAAUUCGCGUUUCCCGUGUUCCUUCUGCCACCGCGAUCAUCUACACCCCUCUUCCUCCGCCGUUUAUGCUCUACAUCAGCCCUUUCGGCAGCCUAGCUGGAACCUAUAGGUCAGUGGCGGAUUGAACUAGAGCGUUAUCGCUGGGAUUGUAAGCAAUUCCCGGGCAUUCCUCUGGCAUUCUCUCUUUCCAUGCCAUCCACCACUUCCACGCCACUAUUUGGUCAGAUCGGAGAAGCUCGAGACGAAACUAGGCAGUAACUCCACUUGCUCCACGCUCUAUGCCUAUACGCCACUAGGGCCGGACAGCGAUUAGUGUGCCUCCUUUCCACUUGCUUCUCCUUCCUCUCCUCAUUGUCCUGUUUGUGGCACCUCCACGUACUAACACUCACACACAUACGGGUUCAAUUAUCGUAUCACAGAAGGCAUUUUUUCGUUUUUGUUUCGUUUUGUUCUUUUUACUUGUGGGUAUUACUUUUGUAUGAUUUUCACAUCAUGUUGGUCCUGGUUUGAUCUUUCCCUCCUGCUCUUUCUCUCUCUCUCUCUCUCUCUCUCUCUCUCUCUUUCUUUGCUUCGUCGUUCUCAGAAUGUCCUAACAUUAUCCUCUUAACCCGAGUAGCCCCGUGUGUGUGUUUUUGGUUUCUUUUUUGUUUAAAUACACUGUUCACAAGUAUUGCCUAAAAUAUAGCGCUAGUAGCAAUGGUACUGGUAAUGGUAGCAGUGUUAGUGAUAGUUGUAGUAGUAGUAGUAGCAUAGUAUAGUAGUAAUAGUAGUAGCAGCAGUAGCAGUAGUGUACCAUGCUGGGUAGUUUGUAAAAACUCAAUAUCGAAGAGAAACCAGCGGUGGAUAGUAUUGAAAAAGGUGGUUUCACCUGGACGCAAGAAUGAAUGUAUGAGUAUUUGAUUUGCUUUGGUUUUCGUUUAAAAAAGCACCUUGCAACUCUACCCGCCCCUCCCUGGGGUUUCCGUCUCCCCCCCACUGGCGUAGGGGCGCGUGCCAUUGAUUGAUUCACGAUAGUUCGCUUCGCAUCCUUCCUGUUCUCUCUUCUAUGAUUUGGUGGAUUAGCUCAUUGUCUUCGCCGUUCGCCAGUUCGCUUGUAAUGUAAGUGCGUAAAGAUGAAGCAACACUGAAGUAAAUGGGCAUGUGCGUGAAUGCUCUCUUCUUCUUUCUCCGUUUUUCCCGUUUAUGUUUAUCUUUGUUUUUCUUCUACAACUUCUUCCAUCCUGUUUCGCUAAGCUUCCGCUCACCUACAGUAUUCUCUUUCUAAUUUCUUUUUAUCGCCUACUCUCAUCCACUAAUAUCACCACAACCGUGGGAUCGCCCACGUGGUGUACCCUGAUUGGCCACCAGAUUAUCUGCCCUUCGUUCUACCGUCAAAAAUUCUGAAUUGCCUUAUACACACAUACACACAAACACAUACACACAGACACUCACACGCAGUAGUAAAACUUCCGGAAUUGCGGUGGAAAAGUGACAGAAAGUGAAAGUUCACUUAAACCGCCAACACCCUGACGCUUUUACCUCAUCGAGUCACUUUUUUGUGUUUUCUUUUCUUUUUUUUAAUGCAAUAUUGCUGCUGCUGCUGCUGCUGCUGCUAAGUUUUGUGUUUUUGCGUGCGUGAAUUUUGUUUUCUCCAUUCCUAUUGUUGCAUCUAAUGCUGGCUGUGUCAUAUAAUAAUGUAUAUGUGUAAACGCGAGAGUCGUCGUGUUGUCCACCGUGUGUUGCUUGUAACGAUCCAUUGCGUUUGUUUUGUUUUGCUUUGUUUGUUUUACUUAUGUUAGAAAAUCAGUCUAUGCUCGAGUGUUGUUUUGUUAAUUUAGUUCUUUUUUUUGUUUGUUUUUUUUUUCUUUUUGUAUGAUGCAUUUCAUGUGUGAGUGUGGGUAAGAAUGUGCGCGCGUGUGUGAGUGUAUGUGUGUGUAUGAGUGGAUGUAUUGCCGCUCUCUUCUACUCUUCAUUUUUCUACUCUGUUUCCUCGAUGUUACGGAAUGCGGAUUGUGGCGGUCGAGUGUCGAGGACCGCUGUCAGUUGGCGAGUAGCCAGUGGCCGGGACCAAGGAACGCCAUCUCCCCGCUCCGCCCCGUAGUUCGCUUACGUUGAUCUAAGAUAAAGGUGGUCAUAUGAAUCGCUAUCAAUAGAAAAAGUGAUGUGCCUGCGUGCGCGUGAACUAGAUAAUUCAUUUUAGUGUACAAUCGUUCUUCGUUUAUGCUUUUUCCUUUUUUUUUUGUUGUGUUGUGUGUGUCUGUUUUUUUUUCUGUUCUUGCUCCUCUUCCUCUAUUCCUAUUCUAUUCAAUAUACCACUAUUGCAGAAGGCGAAAUAACAAACGCAACUCUCCCUUCAAUAUUAAUGGGCCCCCCCCUCCGGGGGGCCCAGUACAACGCAGUUAGAGGCUGGAUGUAACGCCCGCUCUAGAGAAGUAACGAAGUAACGUCCGUUCUUGCGAAGAAACUGAACACAUAUAAACGUUUGUCAUUUGACUCUUAUACCCUUACACUCUACGCUCUCUACGUCGCAUUUACACUCUCUUGAAUGUUUCCUUUUUCUUUAGAUAUUUGUUUGUUUGCUUUGGUUUUUGUUAGUGAAGUGAACGGUCGUCGAAGGUAGGUAGGCGGUAGGUGUGUAUAUGUUUCGGAAAAUGGCAUGCCCCUUCCACCCACAAUGGCCGCUGAAUGAUGCUCGACACAUGUUUCAGCCAUGUUUUGCUCGGUAUAUGUAGUAUCCUAUCCCUCUGUGGAUAGCGUGUCUCGAUUCGAUUGGUGUGGACGUGGCGGAUGAGCAGUUGUUUUUGGGGAUAAUCGCAACUGCCUCUUACUCUAGUUCAGCUUCACCGUGGGUGUGUUUGUUGUGUGUGGCAUUUGGUGAUCAUCCCCGAAGUGGGCCCCGUAUCGCCCAAUCUCACGGUUGGUUGUUGCUCGAGACUGGUGGUACAAGAUGAAGGCUGUCGGAGUGUCCGCUCUCCAGUGUCUCGUAUGGAUAAGUAGAUCUCCUCCUAUUCGAGUUGACUGCUCGCAAGAAGCAGCAUUAGGGGGCUUCGGUAUUUAAUUUUUUUGCGUGACACAUAUUUUUAACAUUUUUCCCUGAAUGCUAAUCCUUUCAAGAGUAUUGUGAAAAUGUUUUGGAUCAACCUAAGUAAAACUGACCAAGUUAUAGAUUUUUUUCAAAUCCGCGUUUCAUAGAAGGCUCCUUGCAGCUCGCUACUUUGAAGAACGUUUCUCAAAAUCAACGCGUUUUCAAAGUCGGUGCCCAUCGUACCGUAAAAACUACUGGACCGAUCGAUUUGAAAUUUUUAACACAUAAUCUGUACCCAUAUUUUCAGGUAGCCCCCUCGAGAUUUCAUGAAAAUUGUUGAUACUUUUCUUUUUAAUAAUUAUGUAAAGCUCAUUUUUUAUGGCAGAAUCGCAAAAAGUGUCUCUUUUUCAACUUCAAAAAUCUGCCAAAAAUCGAAAAAUAGGAAAUUCGACAAAAACUCUCCGGGGCUACCUAGAUAAACUUAUAAUCUUUCUAACGGAUAUCGAAUUGUACAUUUCCGAUGACCCGUCAUGUCGCUACGAUGGGCACCGUAAAAGGUACCUUUGCGACGACACGCCUUCCAAAAUUUGAUGCCACGGAUUAAUUUUUCAGUGAAUGUUGCUCAAAACAAUACCAAAUAUUCUUCAAAAGUUGUAGAAUAAUAUGCCAUUUACUUGAAAAAAUUAAGUAGAAUAGUUGCGUCACAAAAAAUCGUCAAAAAGGGGCCUU
This is a messenger RNA of Anopheles aquasalis, 6317 nucleotides long. It is a transcript of the gene O-fut2, whose product is annotated as O-fucosyltransferase 2. Gene Ontology annotation, biological process: protein O-linked glycosylation via fucose. Gene Ontology annotation, molecular function: peptide-O-fucosyltransferase activity. The record is from RefSeq and is a predicted model, not a curated record. Lineage: Eukaryota; Metazoa; Arthropoda; Insecta; Diptera; Culicidae.